Molecule: messenger RNA, 693 nt
Organism: Coniophora puteana RWD-64-598 SS2
Lineage: Eukaryota; Fungi; Basidiomycota; Agaricomycetes; Boletales; Coniophoraceae
Exons: 2
Coding region: 192-512 (106 amino acids)
Source: RefSeq, a predicted model, not a curated record
UGCAACGCGACUUCACCGUCGUUCUCGCCAUGUCAAAUCCAAACGUCAACCCUUGGUGGUAUGUUCUGUGAGUCUGAACCGAUUACAAACGCUGCUGUUUUAGCUGUUUCACUUAACAGCCGUCCCCAUUCCUCAGAGAAGGUCUGUUCUAACAGCUACAUCAUGAUGGAUUAGUCACUUAAUGCUCAGCGAUGUUAUCUACAGUCGCUGUAGGGGCAUACAACAUACUAUCAAGCUACAACUCCGUCAGUUCGCUGUGGAAGAAUGUUGAUAACGCCGGAAAGUUCUCUGUGAUCUUUGGGCACUUCCAGUUCGCACUUGGCGUCGUGCUCAUUGUCGAGGGAGUGUGGAAGUAUCGCAAAAAUCGCCGCAUCGCGCACGAAGCGGUUGAAGAAAGCGUUGAAGCCGCUCCGACGCAGACGGAUGAAGCCGCAAAUCUCAUCGUGCUCGAUGAUGAGAAACAGAUUGUAAGCGCGGAAACGAAUGCGGAGAAGGUGGAGGAGCUGGUGUGAUUGUGGACAUUCUAAUGCCAAGCAUCCCCGUGCACUUGUGCUCAUCUUCGUACGUCUAAGUACAAUAUUUAGCUCAGUACCCGUCACGGUGUCGAACUUCGCUCGACUUCCCACCAGUCUGAUGGUGCGGGUCGCGCCUGUCUAACUGUCUAACCGCACGCGAUUACGUAGAUUGUAAAAC